AAAACAAAUUCCUACUUUUCUCUGUCGUUCUCGCGUUACACAUCGUUUUAAAAAUAUAUUAUUCACCUAAUCAUAACAUCAAUAAUAUUUACUAAAUAAAACGAACAAUUUUUUAUUCGGGCUGAAGGACCAAUAUGUGACCGCCAUAUGCUCUUGCAGAAUCUCUUCUUCCCAAUGUACGUUGCAAAUUGAACACUCCCAUUAAUUUCGUUUGUUUAAAGAACCUUAUCGAAAAUGUAGACAGUUUUGAGUUGCACAUUUGCGCAAUUAUGAUUUGUCUCUAUACAGUAUCGUUAACGGACUACGAAUUUUCGAAAACUGUGGGCUAGUUGAGUCCUGAGACCAAAGGAGCCUCUGUUUCCUUGUUCCAAGUCCAUGUUCCAAUAUGAAAGUUUUGCGCAUUUUAGAUAGAAAACUCAUUUCACGCCGUAUCGAAAUGUUGCUGCCUUUUAAUGCAUAGAAACAAAGGCUUAAUUGGCCAAGAACGUUUUUAACAUUUGUUUUUAGUAAAUUUAAUGACACUCGAGCAUAUCACGGUUCGAUGAUUACGAACGCUUUAUCGCUUCUAUGGAAAUGUGUAGAAGUUCUUUGAAGUGAUAUUUAUUACGCGACAAGCUACCGCAAAUACGUGACUGUUAGAACCUAAAUUAAAUGCUACUCGCCAAAAUGUAAAAUGACGUAAAGCGGCUGGCUGCUGAGAUGAAAGUUCGCAUGCUUUAUGUGGAAUGGAUUCGGGAGUAAGAUCUUCCUGAAGAAACAUUCCUUUGAUAGUGUUCUAUCAGCAGAAUGUCGUGGCCACAAUGGCCCGGAGGAAAUCUUGGUCAACCUGGUAUUGUCCAACCACCAGUUAUAAAUCCAGCUCCAAAUGUAGUUAAUCCUGCAACUAAUCAAUACACUCCCGAACAAUGGGCUCAGAUGCAGCAUCAAAAUUGGCAGCAGUGGGCCCAAUGGCAGCAACAAUUUCAGCAAUGGCAACAACAAUAUGGGGCAGAGUAUCAAAAGUCGGUGAACGCUAUGGCACAAACUGCAGUGCCAACUCAAGCUUCAGUUUCUUUCAUGCCAGCUCCCCCACUUCCUACAGAAAGUAAGCCACCUCCCCCUCCAGAUGAACCAACCAGUCAAACCCAUCAACCAACCAAUGCUUACGGAAUGAAUGUGCCACCUCCAUCAUCUCAAACUAACUACAAUAUUGGCCCCCAGCACCUACCCCCUCAACAUGCAAAGCAAGGAUACGAUAACAAAUAUUCCCAGUAUAGAAACAACCCACAUUCCGGUCAAGGUUCAUAUCCAAAUCAAGAUGUGAACAACCAACAGAGAUAUCAGAGAAAUCAAAAUUAUAACAGAGAACCACAAGGCCCAAAUUGGCAAAAUCAAAAUCGAAACCCACAAGGUCCGAAUCGUUUCAAUCAACCACCCCCUAGAGGCGGAUCUCAUUUUGACAAUAAACCAGAAUAUGGCGCCAAACGUCCAUAUUUUAAUCCUAAUGAGAAUGAAAAUAUAAAGCGAAAUAAAAUGGAUUUAAAUGAAGGUAUCAAAUGGGGUGGAAAUCAGCCUCAGCAGCCAAAAAAAGAAGAAACUCCUCGAAUUCCGCCACAACCAAAACCUGCGGUUACUCCAGCAAAGUCCAAUCCCGAAGAAUUGUCCGAAGCUGAGAAGAAAUUUGACAAACAAUUUAAUGACUGGGAGGCACAGUUCCAAAAGUGGAAGCAACAGAAUGCUAAUCAUCCCGAUAAAGAGCAAUACAGACAGUAUGAAAAGAAAUGGGAAACGUGGCGCGCGCAGCUUUUGGAACGUAGAGAGCAGAUGAAGAGAAAGCGGUUGGGCCUUACGGACUCUUCUCCACAGCCGCUGCUUAAUAAGCCUGAUUUAGAGGCACAACCUAAAAACUUACAGCCCUCAAACACUGAAUCUAAUUCUACACCUGUCGUUUCUGCAAUUGCUUCAAAGCCAGAAGCCGAAAAAGAAGAAGGUAUUCCUUCUGUGAGGCCUCCCCCAAAUCUGAACAAUCAACCCCUCGAAUUUAAAAAGUCGGGAUUAUCAGUUGUUGAAUCUUCUGAUCAACAAAAUAAGGAGGAUGAUAACAAAGAAGAUGAGGGUCCUAAUGAUUUUCUUAAGUCCUCUGCUUCGGAUGGAAUACCAGGUUUGGAUCUAGUGAAAACCACCGAUGCUGAUGCUCCAGAAGAGGAUGAAGUUGAGAAAAAAAGUGAAACGGCUAAACCAGAUUUAGAAGCAAUUUCGAGAGGUAUAAAUAGCAUCCUUGGCGAUCAAAAAUUGUUGAAUAUGCUAUCGAUGGUUCAAAAUAAAGCGCCACCACCGCCAGCAAAAAUGGAUUCCCCGAAGUUCAGCCCUGCAGAGUGUAAUCAAGAUGAAUAUUCAAAUGAAGCGCGCGAUGAAUUCUUUAGUUUUGAAAAGCCGACCUGUCCGGUGGAAAAUCCUGACAGUCAAACUCGACCUGAUUCACAAAUGGGAGAAAACGACUACUAUGAGGAAGAAGGUUCUAAUAGUUAUGGGGAUUCCACGUACUUUUCAAACCGACCUGAUAACUUGGGCGGAGCUGGAAAUUUGGAUAAACCAAAUUUAAAUCAAAAUCCGAAUUUGACACAAAAUUCAAACAACACUAACAGAGGAUCUGGGAAUGUUAACGCAAAUCCUACCUGUAAUCGAAUGGGAGAUAACUACGAUCAAGAUAGAGAUGAAAAUUAUUCUAGAGGCAGCUUCAAUGAAAAUAGAAAUCGACCCAAUCAAUUUAACAGAGGUUUUGAUAACUUUUCUCAAGAUCGCGAUGAUUUCAAUCGUUCAUCUAAUUACAAUAAUGAUCCUGAGAACUUUGGUAUGGGUGACAACUUUAGUAACUUUAACAGAGGGCCUGAUAACUUUAAUCGCCCCCCUGACAGUUUUAACAAGGGACUGGGUAACUUUAGAGGACCAGGAAACUUCAACCAAGGACCAGAUAAAUUUAGUCGUGUACCUGACAGCUUUAAUAGAGGCCCUGAUUCCUUCAACCGUGGGUCGGAUAACUUUAACCGAGGACCUGACAACUUCAACAGGGGGCCUGAUAACGGCAGUCGAGGACCUGAUAACUUCAACCGCGGUCCUGAUAACUUUAAUCGUGGACCUGAUAACUUCAUUCGUGGACCUGAUACCUUCAAUCGUGGACCUGAUAACUUCAAUCGUGGACCUGAUAACUUCAAUCGAGGACCUGAUAACUUCAAUCGAGGACCUGAUAACUUCAAUCGAGGACCUGAUACAUUUAAUCGUGGGUCUGACAACUUCAAUAGAGGACUAGAUAAUUUUAAUACUGGCCUGAGAGGACCAGGCACCUUUAAUAGAGGUAAUGAUAAUCGUAUCAGAGGAAUUGAUAACCUCAAUAGGGGUCCAGGCAACUUUAAUAGAGAUGAUAACUUCAACAGAGGUCCUGGAGAUUUUAUGAGAGGCCCCGAUAACUUCAGAGAUGGCGAUGGUUUCGGAAGGGAUCAGAAUAACUUUAGAGGAAGCGGUAAUUUCAGAGGUUCUGGAAGUUUGCCUAGAGGUAAUGACAGUUUCAAUAGGGGCCCUGGCAGUGUUGGUAGAGGCUCGGGCAGUAUUGGCAGAGGCCCUGGCAGUGUUGGUAGAGGCCCUAGUAGUAUUGGUCGAGGCCCUGGUAGUAUUGGUAGAGGGCCUGAAGACUUUGGCGAUGGCCCUGAUGAGUUUACUGGAGGCCCAGAUGACUUUGAUGGCGGCCCUGAUGAUUUUGGUGACGACUAUAGAGAUUCCCAGGAGUUUGAUAAAGAUUGCGAGAAUUUCGAGGACGAGGAUGAUAACUUUGAUGAAGGUCCUGAUGACUUUAAUGACGGAUUCAAUAGACCUCCGGAUAACUUCAAUAGAGGUCCAGAUAAUUUUAAUAGAGGGCCAAAUAACUCCAACAGAGAUACACGGAAUUUUGAUAAUUUAAAUAAAGGGGGGCCAGACAAUGCGAACAGAGGAAAUUUAGAUAAUUUUAGUCGAUUACCUCCCAGUUUUGAUAAAGGUCCAAAUAUGAACAGACCACCGAAUCUCCUCAAUCGAGACAAUCUGAAUUUCAACCGUGAGCCGGAGGGAUUUGGCAGAACUGGGAACUUCAAUAGGGAUUUUGACAAAAAUGUAGAUAAAUUUGGUAGAGGGCCGGAAAAUUUUAGUAAUAGAGGUCCCGAUAAUAGACCUAUACCACCAUUUAACAGACCAGGUGCCCGAGAAAGUGAGAUUUUUGAUGAUUUCAACAGACGCCCGCCAGUACCACUAGGUGGUCCCAAUAGCUUUACAAAGGCUCCACCUCCUUUUAACAAAAGGCCCGAUUUUUCUGGAGAUAACAAGUUUAAUAUGAGAGAAGAUGAAUUUGAUGAAGAUAACUGGAGGGGUAAUGAACCAUUAGGCGAUGUGUUCGAUUCAAAACGGAAUGUAAAUGAUAAUUUUGACACAAACUCAUUUGGUCGAAACUCUGAGGAUUUAAUUAGUGGACCCAUUAAAAAUAAUUUGAACUUUGAACCUCCAGAUGUCUCUGCAAAUGAAGCUUUACCCAAUAAAGAUCAGUCGCAAAUGGAAGAAGAGGGAGUUUGGAAAACUACUAAUGUAAUAGAUUACAGUCACAAAUCUUUGCCAGAUGAACCGGAAAUAAUCUUGGAAAUAUUUUACUCGUUUGAUUAUCGUCAUAAGCCUUUAAAUCGAAUUCCAUAUCCAUCAAGACCUAAGUGGCUUUCUGACAUGGUCGAUAAAUAUCCUGAAUUUGUUAUAGCUAGCACCAGAAAUCUCAGGCAUGAUACUAGGAAGUACUCGUCAAAUGAUAAAUUUCCCAAGUAUGAAGAUGCUGGGAAAAUACCUUAUAGUGAUCGUAGUAAAAUGCCAUAUGAUGAUCGUGGUAAAGCGCCAUAUGAUGAUCGUGGUAAAGCGCCAUAUGAUGACCAUGGUAAAGCGCCAUACGAUGAAUGGAGCCGAAGGAAUGUAGGUGACAGAGAUCGUAAAUUUGUUGAAGACCGAAAAAGAAAGCCCUAUGACAAUAGAGAUCGCUAUGAUCAUGACGAAAAAGAACGGCAUGUGAAAGAAUAUCGCACUGACAAAGGGCGCCGUGGUUUUGAUAGAAAUUAUGAAGAAACAACUGAGAAGACACACAAAGAAAGUGAUAAUAUACGUUCUUUUGAUGACCAAAAAUCGACUGAUAGCAAAAUAGCAUUUUCUAAAGAUAAACGAUAUGAUGAUGAGGACGAUUUUGAGAAUAAAGAUUUAAAAGAGACUGAAAAUACUAAUACUAGUAGUGAUAAAGAAGCAAAAUUGAAAUUUUCCGGCAAAAGUACCGCUCCUGGUUCUGCACCCAAAUCAAACAUUACUUCAAUUGACGACAUAUUAUUGCCACCUGGUAGGUACAAUAGACCACCUCGAAUUGUUAUAAUUUUGAGAGGUCCUCCUGGCAGUGGUAAAUCAUUUUUAGCAAAACUGAUCAAGGACAAAGAGGUGGAAAAUGGGGGAUCCGCUCCACGAAUUUUGUGCUUAGAUGAUUACUUUAUGGUGGAACAGGAGAAGGAGCUGGAUGAAGAUGGACGGAAAACAAAAGUUAAAGAAAUGGUGUACGAAUACGAGGAAGAAAUGGAGGCCUCCUACCGGCAGUCGUUGAUGAAAUCUUUUAAAAAAACCAUAACCGAUGGCUACUUCAACUUUAUCAUUGUUGAUAAUAUCAAUGAUAAAGUUAAAUUCUUUGGUGAAAUGUGGAGUUUUGCCAAACAGAACGGAUUUCAGGUUUAUAUUUGCCAAAUGGAAUUGGACGUACAAAAUUGUACAAAGCGCAACAUACAUGGACGUUCGGAGGCGGAAAUUGAAAAAUGCGUCGCCAGUUGGGAGCCGACGCCCUCUCACCAUCCGGUUUUGGAUGCGACAAGUUUGAUACAGUCCGGUUCAAUCCCGGAAGUCGAAAUGGAGGAAAUAAACUCUCCGUCCAGUGAUAUUAUGAACGAAGAGGAACGUUUGAUUUCAAGCAAGUGGGACACCUUCGACUAUUCUAUUGAUAAUCUGGCAAAGCUCGACGGAACCAACAAGCCGCUCCGGACAAGUCGGACAAUGGAAGACUACCUCCAACUGGGUGACGACUGGAUCCAACCAGUAUCCACAAAACCAGGACAAAAGAGGGUUCGCUGGGCUGACUUGGAAGAACGAAAGGAACAGGAGAAAAUGAGAGCCAUUGGAUUUGUUGUCGGACAAACCAAUUGGGAUAGAAUGAUGGAUCCUACUAUGGGUGGUAGUGCGUUGACACAAACAAAAUAUAUUGAACGUUAUACUAAUUAUUGAUAGUAGUAGAUUUACAUAAGAUUAAAUCAAAUAAAUUUGUGCAAGCUCGGUGAAUGACUAAUUAGUUUCUAUUGUAGUAACAAUUUUAAUAUUUAGUUAAUAUUAAAAUGUAAAUCUGUGACAUAGUAAAUUUGAAAAAUUUGUUUCCUAUCCAAUUAAUUUUCUGAAUAAUUUAUUGCUAAAUAUUAACUUAUCUGUCGAUGUAGCUUUGGCAAACCUACAAAUCGUUGAAAAAGGAGUGACAUAACUUGCACUGUAUUUUUUAAUAGUGCAAUACUUUUUUUUCGUACUACUUAUUCUGGUGUGUUCUGUUAAAAAAUUUUGUAUAACGCAAAGAAACCGAGGAUAUUUAAAAGUACAAAAAGAUGUCACACGCUAUAAUGUUCAAGGUCAUCAGUGUAUAUAAAUUUCUUUAGUAUUAUUUGAAUUUAUACAUCAAUUAUGUUUUUGGAACAUAUGAAAAAAAAUUUUAUUUGUAUGUGUACUGUUUUUAUAAAAUAAAAUUACUUUUUCUGUA
Molecule: messenger RNA, 6805 nt
Organism: Photinus pyralis (common eastern firefly)
Lineage: Eukaryota; Metazoa; Arthropoda; Insecta; Coleoptera; Lampyridae
Product: YLP motif-containing protein 1-like
Exons: 11
Coding region: 787-6288 (1833 amino acids)
Biological process (GO): regulation of telomere maintenance
Cellular component (GO): nucleus
Source: RefSeq, a predicted model, not a curated record